GUAUAAUUUAUAAUUCCACCCUCCGUCCGACGCCUUCCGCCGUUGUCUGCUUCGUUGUUCUCGGCAAGUAGUGAAGAAGGUUAAACCCUAGGGCUUUUCCACUCCCAAAAUCCGAAGUGAAGUGUUGGAUCAUGGCUAUGCUGGGUAGGGCAAGAGAAGCAGGGUUUCUAUUGAUAUCUUCUGUUAAGUUAAAAGGGAUUCCUAGUUUGCAACAACUGCAUCUGGAUACAUGCCUGCUUCGAACUAGCUCAGAGAGCUGGUGCAUUAGAAAUGAUGUAACCGGUUCCCUGCCAUUGUAAUGGGCUUGUCUUGUUAUUUCUUUCUAUUCUAUAGCCCAUCUUCUGACUACCGUGUUCUGAUUAUACUAAUAUCAUAUCUCAAGUUUUUCCUGGCAAUGUUUUUGGCAUGCAUUAUAUGACAAGUUGCAAAUUUAUAUUAUCAUGGCUAAACCACUGCUUGCCCUAAAGUUUCCACCACUCACCCUUACAUUUGGUAGAUACCUCCCACAAUUUUCAUCUCUAGAACACCUGGUUAAGCUUUUGAAAGUCUUAGCUGAUACUAAAAGUCUAAACCACGGCAAAACUGCUCAUGCCCAGUUGGUUGUUAGGAAUCAAAGUUCAAAAGGUAGUGACAUCUCUCAGAUAAAUUCAUUGAUCAAUCUAUAUGUCAAAUGUAAUCAAAUACAACUCGCUCGAAAGCUAUUUGAUAGAAUGUGCAAGAGGAAUGUAGUAUCUUGGAGUGCUUUAAUGGCAGGAUAUUUGCAUAAGGGGGAUGAAUUGGAAGUACUUGGGCUUUUUAAAGCUUUGGUAACCUUGGAAAAUUCAUGCCCUAAUGAGUAUAUUUUUACUACAGUUCUAUCUUGUUGUUCUGAUAGUGGGAGAGUUGAAGAGGGAAAGCAAUGUCAUGGGUAUCUAUUAAAGUCCGGAUUGUUGUUUCAUCAAUAUGUGAAGAAUGCCCUUAUUCAUAUGUACUCAAGGUGUUUUCACGUUGAAUUAGCAAUGGAGAUUUUGGAUGCAGUGCCUGGUUAUGAUAUUUUUUCAUACAACUCUAUCUUGAAUGCACUUUUAGAAUCUGGUUAUGCAAGGGAAGCUGAAGCAGUUUUAGCAAGGAUGAUGGACCAGUCUGUAGCUUGGGAUAAUGUCACCUAUGUUACUGUGUUUGGCUUUUGUUCUCAUAUUAGAAAUUUGCAAUUAGGCUUGCAAAUCCAUGCCCAAUUCUUGAAAUCUGAUCUGAAGUUUGAUGUCUUCAUUAGUAGCACAAUGAUAGACAUGUACGGAAAAUGUGGAGAAGUCCGGAAUGCAAGAAAAGUUUUUGAUGGCUUGCAAAAUCCAAAUGUGGUUGCGUGGACAGCAGUCAUGACAGCUUACUUGCAGAAUGGCCAUUUUGAGGAAACUCUGAACCUAUUUAGAAUUAUGGAUCUUAAGGACACUGCCCCAAAUGAGUGUACUUUCUCAGUGUUGCUUAAUGCCUGUGCAGGUCUAGCAUUAUUGAGCCAUGGUGAUACAUUACAUGCUCGGGUUGAGAAGGCAGGUUUUAAGAAUCAUUUAACUGUCACAAAUGCUUUGAUAAAUAUGUAUUCCAAGACUGGCAGCAUUGAUUCAGCAUAUAAUGUGUUCUCAGAUAUGGUGUAUCAAGAUACCAUCACUUGGAAUGCUAUGAUAUGUGGGUACUCCCAUCAUGGGCUUGGUAGACAAGCUUUAAAAGUGUUUGAAGACAUGAUUUAUUCUGGAGAACGACCAAACAGCAUAACUUUUGUUGGGGUUCUUUCUGCUUGCGCACAUUUAGGCCUUGUAAAAGAAGGGUUCUACUAUUUGGAUCAUCUAAUGAAAAAAUUCAAAAUUGAACCAGGAUUGGAGCACUACACCUGUAUGGUUGCACUUUUGAGCAAAGUUGGUCUUCUCAAAGAAGCUGAGAACCUCAUGAAGACAACACCAGUCAAGUGGGAUGUUGUUGCCUGGCGCACUUUGCUCAAUGCUUGUCAUGUUCAUCGAAAUUACAGCUUGGGAAAACGAAUUGCAGCACAUGUCAUACAGAUGGACCCUCAUGAUGUAGGGACAUAUACACUGCUAUCAAACAUGCAUGCCAAGGCAAGGAGGUGGGAUGGAGUUGCAAAUAUUCGAAAACUGAUGAGGGACAGAAACAUCAAGAAGGAACCUGGGGCCAGUUGGCUUGGGAUUAGAAAUGAUACACACGUUUUUCUUUCAGAAGUCAGCAAUCAUCCAGAUUCCAGUCAAAUUUUUGAGAAGGUCCAACAAUUGUUGGCAAUGAUUAAGCCAUUGGGGUAUGUACCAGAUACUGAUGUUGUGCUGCAUGAUGUGGAAGAUGAGCAGAAAGAAGGUUAUCUCAGUUAUCACAGUGAAAAGCUGGCCAUAGCUUAUGGCCUCAUGAAAAUUCCUUCACCAGCACCAAUCCGUGUGAUAAAAAACCUUAGGAUGUGUGAUGAUUGCCACAAUGCUGUAAAACUAAUUGCAAAGGUCACAAACAGGCUGAUAAUUGUUAGAGAUGCUAACCGUUUCCAUCAUUUCCAAGACGGGUAUUGUACUUGCACAGAUCACUGGUAGCAAAUUAUUGAUUUUUUUCAGUUUUGGUUUU
Molecule: messenger RNA, 2592 nt
Organism: Neltuma alba
Lineage: Eukaryota; Viridiplantae; Streptophyta; Magnoliopsida; Fabales; Fabaceae
Product: pentatricopeptide repeat-containing protein At5g39680-like
Exons: 2
Coding region: 441-2561 (706 amino acids)
Biological process (GO): RNA modification
Cellular component (GO): intracellular membrane-bounded organelle
Molecular function (GO): zinc ion binding; protein binding; RNA binding
Source: RefSeq, a predicted model, not a curated record